AUGCGGAGCGACAGCAGCAUCGGGAACCACAUCGAGGAGCUGGCCCUGCCCGAGCCCGGCUCGAGCUGCUGGCUCGCCUGCUGCCUCAGCGACUUCCAGGGCAGCGGGCGGACGCCCGCGGGCGAGGAGUGGAACCGCGCGCUGUCCCUGAUCCCCAUCAAGGACAAGGACACGGAGAUCCUCUUCAGGUCCCGCAUGGCGGCGCUGAAGCAGGCGGGCCUCGCGGAGAGCGAGGACGCCAAGGGGCGCACGCUCCUCUGGCACGCGGCGUACUACAACGACAGCGCCGCGGCGAUCGUCAUCACGAAGCUGCUCCCCCACACGCAGCUCAUCCUCGAGCCCGACAACGUCUACGUCAAGAGCCCCCUCCAGCUCUCGAAGAUGCACCGGAACCUCGACGUCUUCGACGUCUUCCGGGAGCACGUGAACCAGCGGGACCUCGACGAGCACUGGCACCACAAAAACGAGAAGGACACGCUGCUCGAGAGCUUCUUCCCGUCGCGGCUGCGCGAGAGCGUCGCGAGCGCGCGCGACGACGGCGACGGCGGUGCCAAGGCCGAGGAGGUGCGCGCCGCGGACCGCGCGACGCGCGGCGCGGCGCCCGUCGUCGACGCCGUCGUCGCGUCGGCGCCCAAGGACGACGACGAGCUGUCGCCGGAGUGCGCGGACUGGGCCGCCGAGGUGCGGGACCGCGGCGGCUACGCGCCGGCGUCGCCCAAGGCCGCGGAGGCCCGGGCCGCGCUCCGGAGCCUGCGGGCGCGCGUGCGCGUGACCCUCAGCGUCGCGCCCGACGACCUCGCGGCCCUCGAGCAGCUCGUGGACCGGCUGCUCGAGGCGGCGCGGCGCCUCGCGUGCCGGCCGUCGCACUUCGCGCCCGCGCUCGCGAGCCUCGACGUCCUGGAGCGGUGCGCGGUGCUGGCGGGCGACGUGCUCCGGGGCGCGACGCGGCGUCCCGAACGCAAGAAGGCCAUGGACGCGCGCGACGCCUGGCUCGCGCGCGUCGACGACCUGCGCAAGCAGGUCCGCGCGUCCGCGAAGCUGCGCGCGUCCGCGCGCGCGGCGCCGAGCGCGCUCCGGCUCUCGCUCGCGGCCGUCGACGCGCACCUGCGGGCCGCGAGCGACGACGCGCUCGCGCGGAGCGCGGGCCUGCGGGCCGGCGCGAAGAUCCUGGGCGGGCUCGUCAAGUCCGUGGCGAAGAUGUCGCUCGACGGCGACCUCGUCAGCGGCUGCUUCGACGCGGGCGCGCUCGCCGUCGACGCCGCGCGGACGCGCGCCGCGCGGGACCUCGCGCGGCGCCUCGAGGUCGUAGCGACGCUCCGGGGCGCGCUCGCGCGCGGCGGCGCGCCCGGGGACGUCCUCGAGGCGGCGUUUCGCGUCGACGGCGGCGCGACGCGCUGGGAGGUGCCCGCGGCGCUCGCGUGGCUCCUCGGCGACGUCGUCGAGGCCGCGGCCGCGCGCGCGGACGCCGCGGCGGGCGACGGCGACCGCGCCGCGGCGCUCGCGGUGGCCCGCGUCGCGCUCGAGGGCGACGGCGACGGCUUCGGGGGCCUCGCGGGCCUGCUCGCGCGCGGCGACGCGUCGCGUCUCGCCGAGGACGUCGACUCGGCCGCGCUGCGCCUCUCGCGGUGGGCCGAGGCGCUCGCGGGCGGCCAAUCCUUCGAGGACUGGCUCGACGACGGCGCGGCGCUCGCCGCGGAGGCCUGCGACGCCGCCGUCGCGCGCGCCGCCGACGCGGCGUCGGCGGCGGCCGUGGACGGGCUCGCGCGGGCGUGGGCGCCCGGCGCGGCGGCGACGAGGAAGGCGCUCGAGGCGCUCGGGAAGGGGACGCUCGCGCCGCUCCGGGCGAACGCGGCCGCGGGGGCCCUGCGCGCGCCCGCGCCGCUCCUCGAGCGCGCGGCGGACGCGCUCGACGCCGCCGCGGGCCUCGACCCGGCCGCGGUCGUCGCCGGCGCGCUGGACCGCGUCCGGGACCUCGCGGUGGCCCGGCUCGACGCGGCCGUCGCCGACGCGGCCGCGCUCGCCGACGAGGCGGCCUACGGCGCGCUUCGGGGCGCGCUGGUGGAGGCGGCGGGCGCCGACGCCGCGCGGGCCGCGGCCGGGGCCUUCGUGCGGGCCGCGGGCGGCGCCGCGCGCGCGGCGGCGGCCGUCGCGGAGGUCUGCGGCGCGCUCCGGGCCGUCGCGGCGUCGUCGGUGCUCCGCGAGGCGGGCAAGCUCGGCUGCGGCGAGGUCGCGGCCGCCGUCGAGGCGUGCGUCGUCGCGCUGGAGGGGGCGGACGUCGCCGCGGCGCUCGCGGCGCGCGGCGCGGAGGUCGCGGAGGAGGCGCGGCGCCGCGGCGAGGCGCUCGCGCGCGGCGGCCCCGAGGCGGCCGCGGCCGCGGACGCCGUGCGCGCCGUCGCCCUGGACCUGCCGCUGCCGCUGGCGCCGCCCUGCGCCGUCGCGGACCUCGGCCCGCGGCUCAACGAGGCGGCCGUCGCCGCGCUCGCGGCCGCCGGGGAGAUAUGGGCCGCGACGACGCGCGUGAGCUGGACCCGCCAUCGAAGUCCCGGCGACGUCACCGACGCCGACGCCGCGAGGCCGGGCGCGCACGUCCACGGCCUCGCGCUCUACGGCGCGGCGCUCGACGCCGACGGCGGCCUCGAGGAGAUCCGGCGGCCCGACGUGGAAUUCGAGCGCGCGGGCGUGCUCUACGUCUCCGCGCGCGUCGCGGACGACCCGGGCCCCGGCGUCUACGAGGCGCCGGCCUAUCGGACCAAACACCGCAAAGCGGAGGACCUGCUCUUCGUCGUUCGAUUUAUGUGCGGCGCCGACCGGCGGAAGUGGCUCAUCCGCGGGCCCUGCCUCGCGCUGGACGGUUCGCCUUCGGGUGACGCGUCGGGCUAA
Molecule: messenger RNA, 2880 nt
Organism: Aureococcus anophagefferens
Lineage: Eukaryota; Pelagophyceae; Pelagomonadales; Pelagomonadaceae
Exons: 4
Coding region: 1-2880 (959 amino acids)
Source: RefSeq, a predicted model, not a curated record